AUGUUACUGCACGACGACGAGAUGGAGACGCUGGAGGCGCUGGAGGCGACGUUGUCGUUUGUGGAUGACUUCUCGCAUGUCGCGCUGAAGCACGGAGCAAUUCCACAUGGAAAUGAAGGGGUUUGUAGUUCACUUCUACAUGCUUCUUUCUCGUCAGAUUUAGCGUCAGUCACCGUCGGGAUGAAUGGAGGGAACGGCGUGACUAUCAUGGACGAUGAGCUGGAGAGCCUGUUGCUAGAAACAGAGAUGCCAAGCUAUGUAAAUGCUUCAAAUGCGGUAAAAAUUGAGACCUCAACAAUAGGAGCGUCUGCCCAAGCGUCCAGUCCGACCAGCAACUCGGUUUUAUUAGUUGCCGGCCCAGUCGUCAACGCCAACAACGAAUCCAACCAUCAAAGUCCCCGUGGCAAUGAAAAGCACGUUACAAGCGGCAAGUCUAAGAAACGUGUGAGGUUAAAUCCAAAUCGGGCUCGUGACAAUCGAAAGAAUGAGCUAGCCUAUCUACGCAAUAAAGUCAAGCAAAUGGAAGACCAGCUUCUCUCUCUUCGCCAGCUGUAUAUUGACAAUAAGGAUUUCACCAGCAUGCCAACCACCACGAAACCCUCGACAGCGGAAAUGACUCCUGUUUGGCGUGACAUGGCGUCAGCCCAACAGCAACGACGAGAGAACGCAGAGCGUGAGAACGCGCGGCUUAAGCUAGUUUUGGAAAGUCAGAUUAAGCUGGCGAAAAGUAUGGAGGCAGUGAUGCAGAGGCGGACACGGCAGCAGUUGGCCGGCUUCAAUGGUGUCGUAGGUAACGCUGUUGGCGACGCGCAGGGCUCCACGUGGGACCUUCUUCUGGAUAAAGAUACAUACGAUACGUUGUUGGCUCGCGCAGAGGCAGCAUACCACGAGGUGGACGAAGUUCUCGCUGCAAAUGGGCUCAAAUAUCUUGAAACCGCGUGCACCAACGCCCAAAUGCGUGAAGGCUCACAGGGCUUGUAUGCAGACAUUUUCACUAACAAGAUGCUGCCAUUCGACUUUAACACUGCAGCUGAGGCGGUAUGGACGCAUUUCCGAGGCAGUGAGAAACACCGCGGUAACCUGUACGAAAAUUUCUCCAAGGAUGUCGAAUCAUCAUCCGAUACUGUGGCCGAAAUGUUUGCUAUUGAAUUCAUGGCAAACGACAUGGCUGCUGAUUUUCGCGUCAAGCAGGUCGUACGGCGCUACGUUGAAGAUGAUCGACAGGUUGUAGUCUGGGUUUCCACUGCAUCGGCGCUCGAAGAUUCCAAGUCACCUUUCACGAGCUUUGGCUUUUGCGAGAAGGGUUACGUCAUCAGUAAGCGCGUACGAGGACGAGACGACUUUUCAAUGUUUCAGACGUGUUGCUUGGUGUCGCCCCAGAUGUCCGACGCUGGGCCGUUCGAUCUGUCCACGGUCGGAACCUUUACAGAAUUCGUGCUAAGUUUCAUGUUCGCCACCAUCACAUCGAGCCAGCAACUCAUUGAGAACAUGCUAAUGGACCAGUCGCUAAAACCUAAGCUCCGCCCACAGGCUUUAAUUGGUUGA
Peronospora farinosa is the source of this 1545-nucleotide messenger RNA. Lineage: Eukaryota; Oomycota; Peronosporomycetes; Peronosporales; Peronosporaceae. The record is from the annotation of a GenBank genome assembly.